AUGUCCACGAACACCCCGUUCACAAGUGUGGCACGAUGUUACGUCGACGCCAAUGCCAAGAUGCCUCCCAGCUAUUCAGAUUACGACAAUCUUCAAGUGCAAUGGGGACUACAAGACAACUAUGAAAUCAUACGCAAAGUUGGCCGUGGCAAAUAUUCAGAAGUGUUCGAGGGCAUCAACAUUACAAAUGGGGAAAAGUGUGUCAUUAAGGUGCUCAAGCCCGUCAAGAAGAAGAAAAUCAAGCGUGAGAUCAAGAUCCUCCAGAAUCUAGCGGGUGGACCCAACGUUGUUGCUUUGUUGGAUGUUGUGAGGGAUCCUCAGUCCAAGACACCAGCUCUGAUCUCCGAGUAUGUCAACAAUACGGACUUCAAGAUUCUUUAUCCACGAUUUGUCGAUUACGAUAUUCGAUUCUAUAUGUAUGAGCUACUCAAGGCUCUUGACUUUUGCCAUUCACGGGGAAUCAUGCAUCGUGACGUGAAGCCGCAUAACGUGAUGAUCGACCAUGAAAAGCGUCAGUUACGGCUGAUCGAUUGGGGUCUUGCUGAAUUCUAUCAUCCUGGGACCGAGUACAAUGUCCGUGUCGCAUCACGCUACUUUAAGGGUCCUGAAUUACUUGUCGACUUUCAAGAAUAUGAUUACAGCUUGGAUAUGUGGAGUUAUGGAUGCAUGUUUGCUAGCAUGAUCUUCCGCAAAGAACCUUUCUUCCAUGGCCAUGACAACUAUGAUCAAUUGGUCAAGAUUGCUCGGGUAUUAGGAACAGAUGAGCUCUUCGCAUACUUGGACAAGUACGAUAUAGAACUCGAUCAGCAAUAUCACGACAUUCUUGGAAGAUAUCCACGCAAGCCAUGGUCAAAAUUCAUCACCAGUGACAACCAUCGCUUUGUCUCGGAUGAGGCAAUGGACUUUUUGGAUCACCUUUUGCGAUACGAUCAUCAAGAACGACUAACAGCCCAAGAGGCCAUGGCGCAUCCUUAUUUUGACAUCGUAAAGAAGAAGGAAGGCAUUGCCUAA
This is a messenger RNA of Lichtheimia ornata, 1011 nucleotides long. RefSeq names its product casein kinase II subunit alpha. Gene Ontology annotation, biological process: DNA damage response; protein phosphorylation; regulation of transcription by RNA polymerase III. The record is from RefSeq and is a predicted model, not a curated record. Gene Ontology annotation, molecular function: protein serine/threonine kinase activity; ATP binding. Gene Ontology annotation, cellular component: cytosol; nucleus; protein kinase CK2 complex. Lineage: Eukaryota; Fungi; Mucoromycota; Mucoromycetes; Mucorales; Lichtheimiaceae. The coding region runs from base 1 to 1011 and encodes 336 amino acids. The transcript has 8 exons.